Lynx canadensis (Canada lynx) is the source of this 2546-nucleotide messenger RNA. It is a transcript of the gene PDE6C, whose product is annotated as phosphodiesterase 6C. Bases 1 to 2541 code for a protein of 846 amino acids. Gene Ontology annotation, molecular function: 3',5'-cyclic-nucleotide phosphodiesterase activity; protein binding. The transcript has 22 exons. The record is from RefSeq and is a predicted model, not a curated record. NCBI's taxonomy places the organism in Eukaryota, Metazoa, Chordata, Mammalia, Carnivora, Felidae. Gene Ontology annotation, biological process: signal transduction; visual perception.
AUGGGCGAGAUCAGCCAAGAGGCCGUGGAGAAAUACCUGGAGGACAACCCUCAGUUUGCCAAGGAGUACUUCGCCAAGAGGCUGGCGGAAGCCCCCGGCCCGAGCGGGGCGCUGUCGCCGGCGGAUGAGUGGGCCCUGUGCGCCGAGCUGCUGCGGGCGGUGCAGGAGGAGGCCCGCGGCGCCGAGCCCGCGGUGCACGGGGCCCUGCAGAAGUUGGCGCAGCUGCUGCAGGCCGACCGCUGCAGCCUGUUCGCCUGCCGGGCUCGCAACGGCACGCCUGAGGUGGCCUCCCGGCUGUUCGACGUCACCCCCACCUCCAGGUUUGAGGACAACCUGGUGGGCCCCGACAGAGAAGUCGUGUUCCCGUUGGAAAUUGGGAUAGUGGGUUGGGUUGCUCACACGAAGAAAGCCGUUAAUGUCCCAGACGUGCACAAGAACAGCCAUUUUUCUGACUUCAUGGACAAACAAACCGGCUAUGUCACAAAGAACCUGCUGGCAACACCAAUCAUGAUAGGCAAGGAGGUUCUUGCUGUGGUUAUGGCAGUUAACAAAGUAAAUGCAUCUGAAUUUUCCAAAGAGGACGAGGAGGUCUUUUCCAAAUACCUCAGCUUUGUUUCUGUCAUCCUAAAACUUCAUCACACCCAGUACCUGUACAGUAUUGAAUCCCGGAGAAGCCAGAUCCUUAUGUGGUCCGCCAAUAAAGUAUUUGAAGAGCUCACAGAUGUUGAGCGGCAAUUUCACAAAGCACUCUACACAAUUAGAACAUAUCUGAACUGUGAACGCUACUCCAUUGGACUGCUGGACAUGACCAAGGAGAAGGAAUUCUAUGAUGAGUGGCCAAUCAAACUUGGAGAAGUCGAGCCUUAUAAAGGUCCAAAGACACCAGAUGGCAGAGAAGUCAUCUUUUAUAAAAUCAUCGAUUACAUUUUACAUGGAAAAGAAGAGAUCAAAGUGAUCCCGACACCUCCUGCAGACCACUGGACUCUCGUUAGUGGGUUGCCGACCUAUGUUGCUGAAAAUGGAUUUAUAUGUAACAUGCUGAACGCCCCCGCAGAUGAGUACUUCACCUUUCAGAAAGGACCUGUAGAUGAAACUGGCUGGGUCAUUAAAAAUGUCUUAUCCCUGCCUAUUGUCAACAAGAAAGAAGAUAUUGUGGGAGUAGCUACAUUUUACAACAGGAAAGAUGGAAAACCUUUUGAUGAAUAUGAUGAACACAUUACUGAGACUCUCACACAAUUUCUUGGAUGGUCUCUUUUAAAUACUGACACCUAUGAUAAAAUGAAUAAGCUAGAAAACAGAAAGGAUAUAGCUCAGGAAAUGCUCAUGAGCCAGACCAAAGCUACUCCUGAUGAAGUCAAGUCUAUUCUGAAAAUUAAAGAGAAGUUAAAUAUAGAUGUAAUUGAAGACUGUGAAGAAAAACAACUUGUCACAAUUUUGAAAGAGGACUUGCCAGACCCACAGACGGUGGACCUGUACGAAUUCCGCUUCAGUGACUUCCCCAUCACAGAGCACGAAUUGAUUAGGUGUGGGCUGCGACUCUUCUUUGAAAUAAACGUGGUGGAGAAAUUCAAAGUACCCGUAGAGGUUCUUACCAGGUGGAUGUACACCGUGAGAAAAGGGUACCGGUCCAUCACUUACCACAACUGGAGGCACGGGUUCAACGUGGGGCAGACCAUGUUUACCUUGCUGAUGACAGGUAGACUAAAGAAAUACUAUACGGAUCUUGAAGCCUUUGCCAUGCUCGCUGCUGCUUUCUGCCAUGACAUUGACCACAGAGGCACCAAUAAUUUGUAUCAGAUGAAAUCCACAUCUCCAUUAGCAAAGCUUCAUGGAUCUUCCAUUCUGGAGAGGCACCACCUGGAGUACAGUAAGACUCUACUGCAGGAUGAGAGUUUAAACAUCUUCCAGAACCUAAAUAAACGCCAGUUUGAAACAGUUAUUCAUUUGUUUGAAGUUGCAAUAAUAGCAACUGACCUGGCUUUAUACUUCAAGAAGAGAACCAUGUUUCAAAAAAUUGUUGAUGCCUGUGAAAAAAUGGAAACCGAGGAAGAGGCCGUCAAAUAUGUAACCAUUGAUCCAACCAAAAAAGAGGUUAUAAUGGCAAUGAUGAUGACUGCAUGUGAUCUGUCAGCUAUAACCAAACCCUGGGAGGUACAAAGUCAGGUGGCACUUCUGGUUGCAAAUGAAUUUUGGGAACAAGGAGAUCUGGAGAGGACUGUGCUGCAGCAACAGCCUAUUCCUAUGAUGGACAGAAACAAAAAAGACGAACUACCCAAACUUCAAGUUGGAUUUAUUGAUUUUGUUUGUACUUUUGUAUACAAGGAGUUCUCACGGUUUCACAAAGAAAUCACACCAAUGCUGACUGGUCUUCAGAACAACAGAGUAGAAUGGAAAUCCCUAGCUGAUGAAUACGAUGCAAAGAUGAAGGUAAUUGAAGAGGAGACAAAAAAGCAGGAAGAAGGAAACAUGGCUGCAAAAGCCACAGAAGAUUCAGGAGGUGGCAGUGAUGACAAAAAGUCCAAAACAUGUCUAAUGUUGUAAUAUAA